UUUGUAAAUGUCCCAUCGCGGGUUCCGUACUAAUAGCAGGACGUGUAUUUAUUUAUUUAUGGUAUUUAUAGUGGAGAGUUGACGGCAAACUAGGAAAUGUGAACACUUUGUUGUGACUCUUGACAAUUUCUAACAUUAGAAAUGGCAGAGUUACGUUUGGAUGUAGACAGUCAUCUACAAUAUGGGCUAUUUGACAGCGAUUUAGCCGAUAUUUGCAUUGAUCAUGAUGGCGAAUGGGACAUCAACCUGUUUAAAGAACUUGAAAACCUAAAUGAUGCAGAAGAAUUGCUUCAAGAAUUUGAGUUCACACCACCUAAUGAAACAACACUGCAACAAGAGGUGAAUGACAUUAAUCUGUUACAAUGGAGAUCCUUCGCCAGUGGAGAUACUGACGGUUGCUGCGCAGAUGUAGGAGUGCCUGGGUCCUCCCUAUCAUCUGGAUCUGCGGUUAGUGAUUCCUCCUCACUGUCACCACUAUCCCUGAAACAGGAAGAUGAUGUGUCUAUGCAGCCUUUACCGACUAUGUUGUCUCCUGAAAAGAAAAUACACAAGCGAGUCAGCCCAUCUCCCAGAGCCAAGCGACCCACCCACCCAAACCAGAGGGUGUCCAUUCAGCCCAAACUUCCCCCCUCUGUCCUCCUCACCCAACCCUUGGCCCCUCUUCUCAAAACCAGGACCAUUGUCAUCCAGCCCGUUGACCUGCAGACUGUGGUCUCAGUGAUCAAGGAUCCACCGCACGUGACUGUGCAUGCUACUGUACCCCCUACUGCAGCAGUUCCCACGAUGCAUCUCCAGCCGAGACUGUUGAUUGGACCCCAGAUCGCUUCCCCAGCCCCUCCCCUUCUCGCUGUCACCAACCAGGUGUUCACCAUGCCAAUUGUACCCCAUCAUGUUACCAUGGAGACCACUGCUGUUUCUGGCCCCACCCAUCCCAUGGCAAUGACCUAUCACAACACAGCUGUGGACACUGAGGUGUGUGUGGAGCGGCGGCAGCAAAGGAUGGUGAAGAACCGUGAGUCGGCCACGCUGUCUAGGCUGAGGAGGAAGGAGGCGCUGCAGGCCCUGGAGGCCCGUCUCAGGGGGGCGUUGUGUGAGAACCAGAGGCUGCUCGUGGAAAACGGAUCCCUCAGAACCCAGCUGGACGGACUGCUCACUGAGAACACUGUGCUGAAGGUGACUGCUCCAAAGAGGCGGGCUGUGUGUCUCAUGGUCAUCCUGGUGUUCUUCGUGCUCAACACUGGUCCCCUGAGUGUGUGGGAGUCAGAGCCCAGCAGCUCCAGUCUGUCCAUGGGGACGCCACAAAGCAGCCGACAUCUGCUCAGCUUCUCCCCCGACCAACAACAGAGGAGAGGGGAGGAAACACCAGCCCCCCAGUCCCCAUUGGAGCCGAUGGAUGCCCAGUACCCACAAUCCCACCAAUCCCAGGACAGAUGCCCGUUUAGAACUGAUGAACACCUGGGACAUCCAGAAUGGGAGGACUAUGCUCCAGAGGAGAUGGCUUCCCACUCUCCUGUCUCCAGGACCAAGUCCCUCCGUCUGGCUCAGAACCUGAGAGGCUGGGUUCAUCGACACGAAGAGGAGAGGACCAAGUCCACACGUUCUACCACCAAUCAAUCCAGACAUACAACAACUGAACAGCACACAACCAAAACUGUCCUGAAGUCACCUGAGAGGCCUCAGACGACCCAGUCCAGUAACCAGGUGGUAACAGUCAGCUACUCUGACAGACCAGGAAGUGAGGUUCUGGUGUACUACUCACACCAUCAAAGCUACAGCGACUUCUUCGAUGAGUUAAAUCGACGAGGCGAUACUUUCUAUAUGGUGUCCUUUCGCCGGGAUCACCUUCUGCUCCCUGCGACCAACCACAGCAAAGGGAGAAGGCCUAAGAUGUCCUUAGUGUUACCAGCUGUUAAUGUGAAUGACUCUGUCAUCAAGGACGACAAAUUUGAAGUGAUGAUGCAGAUUGACUGUGAGGUCAUGGACACCAAGAUCCUCCACAUCAAAACCUCCAGCAUCCCAGAGUUCCUACGUGCCAACACCACUGACUUCCAGGCUGCAGCAUCGGUUGGUGUUCUAUCAGACUCUGCCUGAAUAUCACUUCAACCAGAAUACCUGCCAAUCUGAAAGGCUAUAAUUUAGCCAACAUUUUGAUAUAUUGAUAAACUGUGACAAUAAAUGUAGCUCUGUAUCCUCUCUGGAAAUGUUCUGCAUCAAUUUCGCACAUCCUCUGUCUUCCACAUUUCACAAGUCCUUGUACCUCCGAUGUUAUAAAUCUAUCAAGAUUUAUAAAGAAGUUGUCCAGCAACUGUUUGCCUCCAUAUUGCUUGGUUUAGAGCAUCUGGUUUAUGUUAAAUUGACAGGCUGCCAAUGCAGGCAUCUAGGUCAUUUGUUAGAAUAAAUAUGGGACUUAAUGUUGAACCCUGUGUAACCCCUUAAAAAAAUUCCUUCACUGUCUUGACCCUACUACAGCUAUUGCGCUCUUUUAAUUGAGCCAUAAUUUUACCAAAUGUAACCUAAUACCUUUAUACAAAACAGUAAUUGAUUCUGGACCCUAUUGAUGGAACCAAGCCACGUUAACAAGAUCCUUUUCACAUAUAUUAAAGUUGUUAAUAGACAUAUCUGGUGGAGUUAUGAUUCUUACUUUUUAUGAAGCCAUGUUGAGUGAACAAAAUGACUUACUAAAAUCCCAAACAAUGUAAGCAAUACAUUUACAUUUUUGUCAUUUAGAUGUUCUUAUCCAGAUCAACGUACAGUUUGUGUAUUCAUCUUAAGAUAGCUAGGUGGGACAACCACAUAUCAGAGACAUAGUAAGUAUGCUUUCCUCAGUAGUUAUCAGGAAAGUCAGAGCUAGAAAGGGGUGGGGGGUCAAGUGCAAGUGUGGUUCAGUUGAAUUAAUAUUAUUUUUGUGCAGUAGCAGUAUCACACAAACAUGAUGUAAGGUAUGUUAUUUUUGUGCAGUAGCAGUAUCACACAAACAUGAUGUAAGGUAUGAUGUGGCCAUUAUUUUCAGAAAAGUGUACAUUUUGGGUGUAAAAAUGAAUUUGUUUUGUUUGAGUUUGUCAUGGUUUUCAGAGUUUUUCAGAAAUAAAACCAUGGACAGUAACAUGUUCUAAUACUGA
Molecule: messenger RNA, 3119 nt
Organism: Oncorhynchus keta (chum salmon)
Lineage: Eukaryota; Metazoa; Chordata; Actinopteri; Salmoniformes; Salmonidae
Product: cyclic AMP-dependent transcription factor ATF-6 alpha-like
Exons: 17
Coding region: 142-2091 (649 amino acids)
Biological process (GO): regulation of transcription by RNA polymerase II; endoplasmic reticulum unfolded protein response
Cellular component (GO): nucleus
Molecular function (GO): RNA polymerase II cis-regulatory region sequence-specific DNA binding; DNA-binding transcription factor activity, RNA polymerase II-specific
Source: RefSeq, a predicted model, not a curated record